Messenger RNA from Linum tenue, 4375 nucleotides. NCBI's taxonomy places the organism in Eukaryota, Viridiplantae, Streptophyta, Magnoliopsida, Malpighiales, Linaceae. The record is from the annotation of a GenBank genome assembly.
AUUAUCAUCACACCAUCCCUUAAUCGAUUCUUAAACGAAGUUAAUAAACAAAACAGGUAUUCCAGCACAGGCCAGCCAUACCUGAAAACCUCAACAAAUAAGCUUGGAGAGAAGCUUCAUCGAUUCCCUAAUAUUCAAACCCUUCUGGCCUUCUCCCUCUCUGUCUCUCUCCCUCGUUACCGCGACGUUUCUCUUCCUUCCUUUCUUUCUCUCUCUCAACAUUUUCUCUUCCUCCAAGCACGCCACAAAAGCCCCAUACCUGAUAUCACUAUCUUGCACAAAUUCUCAGGGAAUCUCUCUCUCUAUCCCUUUUUUCUGAAUCGUCACGACCACCACUACCCAAUUGGGAAGAGAUCAGGUUUCAUUUGGUUUCUUUCCUUUUUGCCGCCUGUGCCCAGUUUCUGAUUUCUCUCAUCCUCAUCUCUCAGGUGCGGUUUUGUUUACCAGUCCUUUCGUUUCGGUUUAUUGGGUCGACGCAAAGUUGCAAGCUUUCUUUGAAACAGGGGGGGAGAAAGAAAGGUUUUCUUUUUGGUUGUUGUUUAAUGUUGUCAAUUUCGUGCAUUUUUCGAAGCUCUUGGGAAUUUGGGUAUGGUUUUGAUUCUAUGGAAUUUCGUAUUGAAUGUUUGAAUUUGAGCUAGCCGAUCGAUGAAAUGAAACCAUAACUUUUGAAGCUUUCCUUUUUCCCUUUAGAGCGAGGGAAUCGCCUUUUUGUAUCAUUGUGUGCUCGUGGUCGAGUUUUUGUGGAAUUCUGAUUCUGAGUUAGUGGUCUUCACCAAGCAAUAAUUCAACCCAAUUGUCUGGCCUUGGAUUGGUCUGUCAUGAGCAUCAUUUUGCUGAAAAAGUUGGUAUCUUUUUACCUAUUUCUUACUUCUUUCAGGAGGGCCUUUUUAAAUCGUACCUUCUUCUUGGCCUAAAUUUGUGGGGUGAACAAAGAGAGGAGAAGGAUGAGAAGAAGCGUUCGAUCGGUCCGCCACUUUGUUUAUGAUUUUCAAGAAUGCAGUAGUUCAUCAGCUAGAUUGGUUGGUGGAAGAAGGCAGAGGAUUUUGAUACAGGCCAACUCUGCCUCUCUCCAUACUUCUUUCACUAACACUGAGAGGGAUAGAUUUCUUCUACCCCAUAAUAAAUUCGCCAACUUUAGAGCUUUGUCUACUGAUGCUGUUGCACGAGUUCCCGAUUCAGUUGCAGAUGCCCACAAGGCAGGGCCGCUUGUGGAGUAUGAAAGAAGGAUUGCCGCUGGAGAACUUAUGGAUGGUGAUAGCUGUCAGGUAGGAACAUUGAGAGAACUACAAAGGCUCUUUGACGAGAUUGUUGAGUCGGCUGAUGCCUGCAAGUUAGAUCGAUAUUCUACUUCUGAUAAAUCAGGAAGGAGUCGGUGGUUAUGGUCACGUUUCAUCCCACAGUCGACAUAUUCGCCUGUGAAAGGGCUGUAUCUUUAUGGAGGUGUAGGCACUGGGAAGACCAUGCUGAUGGACUUGUUCUAUGAUCAAUUGCCUUGCAGUUGGAGGAAAAAGAGGAUCCAUUUCCAUGACUUUAUGCUCAAUGUCCAUAGUCGCUUGCAAAGACACAAAGGUGUGUCAGAUCCACUUGAAGUAGUUGCAGGGGAGAUCUCUGAUGAGGCGAUUUUGUUAUGUUUAGAUGAGUUCAUGGUGACUGAUGUAGCUGAUGCAUUGAUACUGAAUCGCCUCUUUGGACAUCUAUUCAGCAAUGGCGUUAUUCUUGUUGCCACUUCAAAUCGCAACCCUGAUAAGCUCUAUGAAGGUGGACUACAAAGGGAUCUCUUUUUGCCCUUCAUCCAAACUCUGAAGGAAAGAUGUGUGGCUCGUGAAAUUGGCUCAUCAGUAGACUAUCGAAAAUUGGGCUCGGCUGAGCGAGGAUUCUACUUCGUCGGGAAAGAUAUAUCCAGCCUCCUAAAGCAGAAGUUUCAGGAAUUGGUUGGUGAACACAAAGUUGGACCCGAGGAGGUGGAAGUAGUGAUGGGAAGAACAUUGCAGGUCCCACUCGCUGCUGAUGGAUGUGCAUACUUUCAGUUCGAGGAACUUUGUGAUAGACCUCUUGGAGCUGCAGACUACUUUGGAUUGUUCAAGAAUUUCCAUACACUUGCACUAGAAGGUAUCCCAAUCUUAGGACUCCACAACAGGACCGCAGCAUAUCGAUUCGUGACAUUAGUCGAUGUUAUGUAUGAAAACCGGGCAAGACUGUUAUGCACAGCAGAGGGAACUCCAUUGGAGCUCUUCCAGAAGAUAGUGACAAUUUCUGAUGCCCAGCAAAUGGCCCCUAGAACUUCUACCCGAUCAAGGAGGAGCGACGAGGCUGAUCUCUGUGUAGAUAAUGAACUUGGGUUUGCCAAAGAUCGAACCAUAAGUAGGCAAAAAAGGCGGCUCUUCGAAUCCUUCAAUGCGAAGCUGAGAGACGACGUUCGCAGCCAUGGCCGCCAUUCGAAAGCUCGUCACUUUGCGCUCCUAUUCACAGGAUUUGGAGGGUGUACUAGGAGGUACGGAGUUUUUAGUGCUUCGGCUGAAGCUGAGACUUUGGAUUUUGAUGAUGAAGUUUCGAAGAUUAGAAAUCAGUUUGAGGCAGCGAAGAACAAUUUUCUUAGUGUCCCAGAGUCGUUAGCUGGAAUGCCGAAAAUGAAUCCCAAAGGGAUCUAUGUGAAUAAGAACCUGAGGUUGGAUAACAUUCAAGUGUAUGGAUUCGACUAUGAUUACACAUUAGCACAUUACACUUCCAACUUGCAGAGCUUGAUCUAUGAUCUUGCCAAGGAGCAUAUGGUCAAUGAGUUUAGGUACCCUGAAGUAUGCAUGACGUUCACAUAUGAUCCUACUUUCCCGAUUAGAGGUUUAUACUAUGACAAGAAAAAUGGGUGUCUCUUGAAGCUCGAUUUCUUUGGGUCAAUUGAGCCAGAUGGAUGCUACUUUGGUCGACGCAAGCUUAGCAGGAAGGAAAUCGAAGAGAUAUAUGGCACAAGACAUAUUGGUCGUGAUCAAGCUCGUGGACUUGUUGGUCUCAUGGAUUUCUUCUGCUUUAGUGAGGCAUGUCUCAUUGCUGAUAUAGUGCAACACUUUGUCGAUGCUAAGCUAGAAUUUGAUGCAUCUUAUAUCUAUCAAGAUGUGAAUCGUGCCAUUCAGCAUGUUCAUCGUAGUGGAUCAGCUCACAGGGGGAUUCUUGCCAACCCGCAGAAAUAUCUUUUGAAAAAUCAUGAAGUCCUUCGCUUCCUUGAGAUGCUGAAGGAGAAAGGGAAGAAACUUUUCCUGCUGACCAACUCUCCUUAUUACUUUGUGGAUGGGGGAAUGCGUUAUAUGUUGCAGGAUUCUAUUGGUUGCAGAGAUUGCUGGAGGGAUCUUUUUGAUGUCGUUAUUGCCAAAGCCAAUAAGCCAGACUUCUACACUUCUGAGCACCCAUUUCGAAUCUAUGACACAGAAAGGGACACUUUGACUUUCACAAAGGUGGAGUCUUUUGUCCCAGAUAAAAUCUAUUACCAUGGAUGCCUCAAAUCCUUCCUUGAAAUUACCAAGUGGCGUGGUCCAGAGGUGAUUUAUUUUGGUGAUCACCUAUUUAGUGAUCUUAGGGGCCCUUCGAAGGCUGGUUGGCGAACUGCUGCUAUAAUACGUGAACUAGAAAACGAAAUACGUAUACAGAAUGGGGAUAGAUAUCGGUUUGAGCAGGCGAAAUUCAAUAUCAUACAAGAAAUGCUGGGGAGAUUGCACGCCAUUAUACCAAACAGCAACAGGAGUGAUGCGUACAGAUGUCUCGUUGAGGAGCUGAACCAAAAGAGGCAAGAGGCGAGGAAGACGAUGAGGAAGAUGUUCAACCAGUCGUUUGGCGCCACGUUCCUAACAGACACGGGUCAGGAAUCAGCUUUCGCCUAUCACAUUCAUCAGUAUGCAGAUGUGUACACCAGUAAGCCCGAGAAUUUCCUCCUCUAUCCGCCCGAGGCAUGGCUUCAUGUACCUUUCGACGUCAAAAUCAUGCCCCAUCAUGUCAAGGUCCCUUCGAGCUUAUGCGGCACUUGAUCGAUCUGAUAUCAGCCGUCAAGACAGCCACAUUUUGAUAGCUUUUUCGUGGCUGAAGGGUUUUGCAUUUGAAAUGGCGGCCAUCCGAGUUUAGCCAAAACAGAAUAAUGUAAGAUGCAAACUACUAUAUAGACACUGGUAGUAUUCUUUGCUAGUGAUUAGACAUCUGAAAUCCAAACCUUCCCCAUUUGUGAAGUGAGGAUGCCCUUUUGGUCUUUGUAAUUGUAUAUAUACCAGAUGAGACAUGACUUCCCCACAAAACUGGAAUAUGUGACUUUGUUCCUUCUAUCAGUAUGUUAAGUGUUAACUAUGAUAUCUGGUGACAAAAGAGUCGCACUUGGCACGUUAUGCAGCCUUGUUAUGAC